AUGGAGCUGCUUACAGAGCGGUGCUCCGAGGCCGGAACUUGCGCUUCCUUGCACUCCUCUCUCUUCUCCAUUGUUCUCACGACUGCAUCCCCCCUGGAGCUGUCCUACGGGUCGUUCGAGGUUCUAUCCUAUACCCGCUUCCCUGCGGUACUCGACCAUAUCCGACCUCCCCAGAAUCACGCGACUCGAACAAGUAGCAUGCUCCGCGGCCAGACCCUCCCCUGGAGAGCUGCGCUCCAUCAAACACCUCGCCCUUUACUCCGUCGGCCAUUUCUGGCUUCGCCGAGGAACAAUGCAACCUUCCGAUCAGCAUUAACAUCGACUCGUCUUGCUCGUUCUCUUCCUUCGACGCCCCGCACAUUCUCAUCAAGCUCUACCCGGCGGAAAGAGAAACCCCCACCAGAGGGCCAGAAGGACCAGGAAGAGCAGAAGCAGGUGGAGGAACCACAACAAGAUGACAAGGAGGCGGAUCGGACCCCUGAGUCUCGGAAGAAAGUCUUCGACUCAGCGAAGAAUGCCGCUGCGGAACAGACAGGCUCCACGCGGAGAAAGGACCGGUCAUCCAGUGAUAAAGAGCAACGCAGCUUAGAGGAGGAAGCAAAGAAAGAUGCCAAUGCAGCGGAUGGAAAAGGUGACUCGUCUCAAACACCCGCUCCCAUUCCGCCAAGUGGCGACUCGGCCGACUCGAAACCCAGCUCGGCAAGCAGCGGCGGUAACGGCGACAACGAUGACAAUAAUAGCAGGAAAGGGAAGAAGGGGUCCGGAGAUAAGGCCCUACAAAAGCCCGCGGUUCCGGAUGUAUACCCGCAGGUGAUGGCCAUCCCCAUUGCGAAGCGUCCUCUCUUCCCCGGAUUCUACAAAGCCAUUACUAUCCGCGACCCGAAUGUCGCCGCUGCGAUCCAGGAUAUGAUGAAGCGAGGUCAGCCUUACGUCGGUGCAUUCCUGUUCAAGGAUGACAACGCCGAUGGUGAUGUGAUUGAGAAUCUGGACGACGUCUACGAUACGGGAGUCUUCGCUCAAAUCACCGCCGCCUACCCUCUUCGCGGCGAAGCUAGCGGUGUGACCGCCGUCCUAUACCCUCACCGACGCAUCAAGAUCUCGUCGCUACUUCCACCUACCGAAACGAAGAAGGAGAGCUCUACGACGGAGGAAAAGACGACUGAGAAGCGGGGCGACGUUGUUGCAAGCUUCGAGGAAGGGGCAUCUGAAAAUGCGCCCAAGGAUCACUAUGAACCUACUUCUUUCCUUCGCAAAUAUCCCGUUAGCCUUGUCAACGUGGAGAACUUGGCGGAGGAGCCAUAUGACAAGAAGAAUGGUAUCAUCCGUGCGGUGACCAGUGAAAUUGUGAACGUGUGCAAGGAGAUCGCCACUCUGAAUCCCUUGUUCCGCGAUCAGAUUUCGGCCUUCUAUACGGAUCAGUUCCCCGGAAACCUCAGUGACGAACCCGCUAAGCUUGCCGACUUUGCUGCUGCAGUCUCCGCCGGUGAACUUCAUGAGAUGCAAGAGGUGCUCGAGACCAUGAACAUUGAGGAGCGUCUUCCUAAAGCGCUUGUCGUUUUGAAGAAGGAGUUGAUGAAUGCACAGCUCCAGUCCAAAAUCACCAAGGAUGUCGAGGCCAAGAUUCAAAAGCGCCAGCGGGAAUACUGGCUGAUGGAGCAGAUGAAAGGUAUCAAGCGAGAGCUUGGUAUUGAGUCUGAUGGCAAGGACAAGCUUGUGGAGAAGUUCAAGGAGAAGGCAGAGAAGCUGGCUAUGCCAGAAGCUGUUAAGAAAGUCUUCGAAGAAGAGAUCAAUAAGCUGGCUCACUUGGAGCCUGCUGCCUCAGAGUUCAAUGUCACUCGGAACUACCUGGAUUGGCUGACUCAGAUUCCUUGGGGACAGAAGAGUGUGGAGAACUUUGGCAUCAAGAAUGCGGUCAGCGUUCUGGAUGAGGACCACUACGGUCUGAAGGAUGUCAAGGACCGUAUUCUUGAGUUCAUUGCGGUGGGCAAGCUUCGCGGCACUGUGGAGGGCAAGAUUCUUUGCCUUGUUGGCCCUCCUGGUGUGGGUAAGACCAGUAUCGGCAAGUCGGUGGCUCGCGCUCUGAACAGGCAAUACUACCGCUUCUCCGUGGGUGGUUUGACAGAUGUGGCAGAGAUCAAGGGUCAUCGACGAACUUAUGUUGGCGCCCUACCCGGACGAAUCAUUCAGGCUCUGAAGAAGUGUCAGACGGAAAACCCUCUGAUCUUGAUUGAUGAGAUCGACAAGAUUGGCCGUGGCCACCAGGGCGAUCCUUCUUCAGCUUUGUUGGAGCUGCUUGAUCCUGAGCAAAACUCCUCGUUCUUGGACCAUUACAUGGAUGUCCCUGUGGACUUGUCUAAGGUCCUUUUCGUCUGCACAGCCAAUGUGACUGAUACCAUCCCUCGACCCCUAUUGGACCGUAUGGAGCUCAUUGAGCUCUCCGGUUACGUCGCGGACGAGAAGAUGGCCAUUGCCCAGCGAUACCUGGCCCCUGCAGCCCGGGAGAUGACUGGGUUGAAGGACGUGGACGUGAACCUCCAGCAAGACGCCAUUGAGGAGUUGAUCAAGUCGUACUGCCGAGAGAGCGGUGUCCGCAACCUGAAGAAGCAGAUUGAGAAGGUGUACCGGAAGGCAGCUUUCAAGAUCGUCCAAGACCUGGGCGAGGAGGUGCUGUCCGAAGAGGCUGCACUGACUGACGAGGGCAAAGCUGCCCAAGAAGAGUCGAAGGAGCACGAGCCCGCGGAUCCCGCGGAGGUCCCUCUCGAGCCCGAGAAGUCGACUACCGAGACCCCUCGUCUUGCCCUCAAAGUUCCCGAAACCGUCCAUCUCAGCAUCGGCAAGGAUUCUUUAAAGGAUUAUGUCGGACCCCCAGUCUUCACCGCCGACCGUCUGUACGACAAGUUCCCUCCUGGUGUCACCAUGGGUCUGGCUUGGACCAGCAUGGGCGGAGCCGCGCUGUAUGUCGAGUGCAUCUUGGAGAACGCUCUCAAAUACCAUUCGCGACCGGGUCUGGAGAUCACCGGUAAUCUGCAAAAUGUGAUGAAGGAAUCAUCCCACAUUGCCUACUCGUUUGCCAAGUCCGUCAUGGCUCGGGAAUUCCCUGAGAACCAGUUCUUUGAGAAGGCCAAGGUCCACCUGCACUGCCCUGAGGGCGCUGUUCCAAAGGAUGGUCCCUCUGCUGGCAUUACCAUGGCCAGCUCCUUGCUGUCUUUGGCCCUGAACCACCCUCUGGACCCGACCGUCGCCAUGACCGGUGAACUGACAGUCACUGGCAAGGUCCUGCGCAUCGGCGGCCUGCGAGAGAAGACUGUGGCUGCUCGUCGGGCCGGUGCGACCAAGGUCAUCUUCCCUGCCGACAACACAUCAGACUGGCUUGAGCUGCCCGAGAAUAUCAAGAAGGGCAUUGAAGGCCACCCCGUCAGCUGGUACUCCGAAGUGUUUGGCAUUCUCUUCGCCGACCUCAACCACGAUGCGGCCCGCACGGUCUGGCAGAAGGCGCUCACCAAGCCCGCCAACCAGAAGGGUGAGCGGGAAGGUGAGGAUGACGAGUGA
Penicillium canariense is the source of this 3549-nucleotide messenger RNA. RefSeq names its product endopeptidase La. Gene Ontology annotation, molecular function: ATP-dependent peptidase activity; serine-type endopeptidase activity; single-stranded DNA binding. NCBI's taxonomy places the organism in Eukaryota, Fungi, Ascomycota, Eurotiomycetes, Eurotiales, Aspergillaceae. Gene Ontology annotation, cellular component: mitochondrial matrix. Gene Ontology annotation, biological process: chaperone-mediated protein complex assembly; protein catabolic process; mitochondrion organization. The transcript is spliced from 3 exons. The record is from RefSeq and is a predicted model, not a curated record. The coding region runs from base 1 to 3549 and encodes 1182 amino acids.